Messenger RNA from Bombina bombina (fire-bellied toad), 6764 nucleotides. It is a transcript of the gene TNC, whose product is annotated as tenascin C. Gene Ontology annotation, molecular function: protein binding. NCBI's taxonomy places the organism in Eukaryota, Metazoa, Chordata, Amphibia, Anura, Bombinatoridae. Bases 232 to 5838 code for a protein of 1868 amino acids. The transcript has 23 exons. The record is from RefSeq and is a predicted model, not a curated record.
AUGUGCUCUGCAGCAGCCUGUGCCUUUUUUCUCCAAGCAUUUGAACCAUAGACACCUUACACAUUGUACCCAAAGCACCAUAAAGGCUCUAUCUGCUGCUAAUGUCUCUGUGAUGGAUGUUGAACACACUUGGAUGUAACUUUGUGAACUGUUCAAGGAUAACGUGGAACAAGAAGAGAUAAAGAAGACCACAAACAACCAUUCAAAAAGGAUCAGAAAAAGGAAGUGGAUAUGGGGGUUCCCAUAAAAGUAGCACUUGUGUAUUUUAUAUUUCUGCUAAGCUGUGAGGUCAAUGGUGGACUCAUCAGGAAACUGAUCCGACAGAAGAGAGAAAGUGGUUUAAAUGUUACUCUGCCUGAUGAUAACCAGCCUGUUGUCUUUAAUCAUGUCUACAAUAUUAAUGUCCCUUCUGGUUCCUUGUGCUCUGUUGAUCUCGACCCAACAAAUAUAGAUGGAAAUGAUCUGAAGCCUCAGACAAGCAUUGGUAAAAAUUACCAGGAACAUACUUUAGAUGGUGAAAAUCAAAUUGUUUUCACACACCGUAUCAACAUCCCUCGUAGGGCUUGUGGUUGUGCAGCAGCCCCUGAUAUCAAGGAUCUGUUGAGCAGGUUGGAGGAGUUGGAAGGACUUGUGUCCUCUUUACGAGAGCAAUGCACCUCAGGGGUGGGAUGUUGCUCCACUGCCCAGUCUGCACAAGGUUCACUGGACACAAAACCCUAUUGCAAUGGUCAUGGUAACUACAGUACAGACACAUGUGGCUGCAUUUGUGAGCCUGGCUGGAAAGGACCUAAUUGCACAGAAGCAGAGUGUCCAGGUGAUUGCAACAACAGAGGAAUUUGUGUGGAUGGAAGGUGUGUUUGUGAUCAGGGUUUCAUUGGAGAUGACUGUGGGGAAUUAGCCUGCUUAAAUGACUGCAAUGAUCAAGGAAAGUGUGUCAAUGGUGUGUGUGUUUGCUUUGAUGGCUAUGGUGGAGAAGAUUGCAGUGAAGAAGUGUGUCCAUUACCUUGCGGUGAGCACGGCAAGUGUGUUAAUGGAAGGUGUGUGUGUGAUGAGAAUUUUGUUGGAGAAGACUGUAGUGAGCCUCUUUGUCCAAACAAUUGUAACAACCGUGGGCGUUGUGUGGACAAUGAGUGUGUAUGUGAUGAAGGCUACACCGGAGAAGAUUGCAGUGAGCUAAUAUGUCCCAAUGACUGCUACGAUCGUGGACGUUGUGUUAAUGGAGUGUGCUUCUGCGAAGAAGGGUUCACAGGAGAGGAUUGUGGUGAUAUUGCGUGCCCUAAUAACUGCAACAACCGUGGUCGCUGUGUGAAUGGGUUAUGUGAGUGUGAUAUUGGCUUUACUGGGGAUGAUUGUAGUGAAAUAAGGUGUCCAAACGAUUGUAAUGACCGCGGGCGUUGUGUAAAUGGAAAAUGUGUUUGUAAGGAAGGCUUUACAGGUGAGGACUGCUCUGAGCUCAGAUGCCCCAAUGACUGUAACAACAGGGGGCGCUGUGUCAAUGGUCAGUGUGUGUGUGACGAGGAAUACAUGGGGGAAGACUGUAGCGAACUGAGGUGCCCCAAUGAUUGUAACAAUAGAGGGCGCUGUGUCAAUGGUCAGUGUGUGUGUGAUGACGGAUUCAUGGGCACUGACUGCAGUGUGCUUAGGUGCCCCAAUGACUGUAACAACAGGGGGCGCUGUGUCAAUGGUCAGUGUGUGUGUGAUGACGGAUUCAUGGGCACUGACUGCAGUGUGCUUAGGUGCCCCAAUGACUGUAACAACAGGGGGCGCUGUGUCAAUGGACAGUGUGUGUGUGACGAGGAAUACAUGGGGGAAGACUGUAGCGAACUGAGGUGCCCCAAUGACUGUAACAACAGGGGGCGCUGUGUCAAUGGCCAGUGUGUGUGUGAUGAAGGAUUCAUGGGAGCUGAUUGCAAUGAGCUAAGAUGCCCAAAUGAUUGUAGCAAUAGGGGGCGCUGUGUCAAUGGCCAAUGUGAGUGUGAUGAAGGUUUUACAGGAGAAGACUGCUCAGAACUUAGAUGUCCAAAUGACUGUAACAACAGAGGUCGUUGUGUAAAUGGACAGUGUGUGUGUGAUACAUUAUUUAUUGGUGACGACUGCGGUGAGUUACGUUGUCCUGAUGACUGUAGCAACAGAGGACGAUGUGUUGAUGGACAAUGUGUGUGUGAUGAGGGAUUCACUGGAGACAACUGUGCUGAGCUCACCUGUCUGAAUAACUGCAACAACCAAGGCCAAUGUGUUAACGGGCAAUGUGUCUGCGAUGAAGGAUUUGUUGGAGACUUCUGUGAUGAAGUUUUACCACCAAAGGACUUGAAGGUGACUGAGGUGACUACAAAGACUGUAAACUUAGAAUGGGUCAACGAGAUAAAAGUCAAUGAAUAUCUUGUCACGUACGUCCCAACCAGUCCUGGAGGACUAGAGCUUGACUUCAGAGUCCCAGGGGAGCAGACAACUGCAACUAUCAAAGAGCUUGAACCCGGAGUAGAAUAUUUUGUUAGAGUCUAUGCUAUACUGAAAAACCAGAAGAGCAUUCCAGUCAGUGCAAGAGUUUCCACGCACCUACCAACAACAGAUGACCUACGGUUUAAGUCUGUGAAGGAGACAUUUGUGGAUGUUGAAUGGGAACCUCUAGAUAUCUCAUUUGAUGCUUGGAAGCUUAUCUUCAGGAACACAAAAGAAGAAAAUGGAGAGAUAAGCACUAGCGUAAAAAGCCCCAUCACCUCUUAUGUACAGACUGGGCUGGCGCCAGGCGAGACUUAUGAAGUGUCUAUUCAUGUUGUUAAAAACAACACUGUGGGCCCAGGCUUGACCAGAGUCACUACUACAAGACUGGAUGCUCCAAGUCAAGUGGACGUCACAUAUAUCACUGACUCUUCUGCAUUGGUAACUUGGGCCAAGCCUUUAGCAGAGAUCGAUGGAGUGUCACUAUCAUACGGAACUGACGAUGAGCCCAGAACCACAGUGGAACUCUCUGAAGAUGAAAGUCAAUAUUCGCUGAGUAAUCUCAAGCCGGAUACUGAGUAUGAAGUGACGCUAAUUUCACGCAGAGGAGAAAUGACAAGCUCUCCUGUUUCUGAGACUUUUACUACAGAUUUGGACACACCCAAAAACCUAAGAAAGGUCUCGCAAACAGACAACAGCAUCACCCUGGAAUGGAAGAACACUUUGGCCACCGUUGACUUUUAUAGACUCAAGUUUGCACCUCUUUCUGGGGGAGAUCAUGAGGAAAUAACAGUUCCCAGAAGCAACCAGGCUACAACAAAAGUCACUCUUACAGAUCUGGAUUCUCCAAAGGAUUUGGAAAUCACUGGAACUGCCGAGACGACCAUUAACCUACGUUGGAAGGUUCCUGUAGCCAAAUUUGAUCAUUACAUACUUACCUACAGCACCGGUACUGAGGCAGAAGACAAGACUUAUAUCCCAGCCGAUUCCAGUACACACAUACUGAGUGGGCUAGAACCAGGAAAAGAAUACAGCAUCUCAUUGGUAGCUGAGAAAGGCAGACACAAAAGUAAACCCGCCUCUGUUGUUGGAAGCACCGUGGUACGUGAACUGGGAGGUUUAUUGGUGUCUGACAUUACCUGGGACUCCUUCAAACUAUCAUGGGUUGCCCCAGAUGGCAACUAUGAGAAAUUUGUCAUUAAAGUUCAGGAUUCUGACCAAGAAGAGGAACCUAAGUAUAUUACAGUUCCUGGUGAGAUCCACUCUUUGGAAGUGCCAGGAUUAAAACCAGCUACUCCAUACAAAAUUUCUAUCCAUGGUGUGAUUGAGGGAUCUAACACUAACCCUAUUUUUGCUGAAACAAUUACAGAGAACAAACCGGAACUUGAGGACAUAUCUGCAAACAAUAUAAACCCAACAGGUUUCGACCUAUCCUGGACGGCAACAGAUGAUGCUUUUGAUGGGUUUAUAAUAGAAGUGAUUGACACUGAGAGAUUGCUGGAGCCAAGGACAUUUAAUGUCCCUAGCAACCUCAGAAAAACCUCUGUCUCUGGGUUAUUACCAAAUACUGAUUAUAUCAUCAACCUCUAUGGCAUAAUACAUGGUCUACGCACACAGUCUAUUAGUACAUUCGCAACCACAGAGAGAGAACCAGAAGUGGGAAACCUUCUAGUUUCCAAUAUUACACCAGAAGGUUUCCAUUUAUCAUGGUCAGCAGACGACAAUGGGUUUGACAACUUUGUCAUUAAAAUAAGUGAUGCCCAGAAACAGUAUAAACCGAUAAUGAUUACAGUACCAGGCAGUGACCGCAAACGAGUUGUAACAGGAUUGAGAGAUGGCACAGAUUAUGAAAUUGAGCUGUACGGCGUUGCCAGCGGUCAACGCUCUCUUCCAGUAAAAGGAGUGGCCACCACAGCUCUCGGAUCUCCUAAAGGAUUAUCCUUCUCUGAUAUUACUGAGAAUUCUGCUAAGGUCACCUGGAUAUCUCCAAAGAUUGCUGUGAACAAAUAUCUUGUCACAUAUGUUCCUGUUGCUGGAGGUGCCUCCAACACUGUGGAAGUGGAUGGGCGUAAAACUCAGACCACCUUAUUAAACCUCCAUCCAGGUGUGGAAUAUGCUGUCAGCGUUGUAUCUAUAAGAGGAAGCGAGCAGAGCGAGCCAGCCUCCGGUACUCUGACCACAGCACUGGACAGUCCUUCAGGCCUAAGAGUGAUUAAUGUUACAGAAUCUGAAGCCCUGGCAACGUGGCGGCCAUCUUUAGCCUCAGUAGACAAUUAUGUUUUUACAUACUCCGCAAAGAAUGCUCCAGCAGUGACACAGACCGUCUCUGGAAACACAGUGGAGAGUGAUAUUAUUGGUCUACAGCCUGCCACAGAAUAUACGCUAAGCAUUUACGCUGUUAAAGGACCUCUUCGAAGUGCUGAAAUUUCUACUAAAUUCACAACAGCUCUUGAUGGACCCAGAGACCUGUCUGUAAGCGACAUCCAAUCAGAAGCAGCACUGCUAACAUGGAGACCCCCACGAUCAAUAAUCACUGGCUUCUUACUAAUCUAUGAGUCUGUGGAUGGAACAGUUAAGGAAGUUGUGUUGGGACCCGAUUCCACCUCAUACAGAAUGCUAGAUUUAAAUCCAUCUACCCAGUAUACCGUAAGACUACAGUCAAUAAAUGGAGAUAUAAGAAGCAAGGUCAUCCAGACGAUAUUUACAACAACUGGUCUCCUCUAUCCAUACCCGAAAGACUGUGCUCAGGCUUUGUUGAAUGGAGAAACCGCCUCUGGCAUGUACACAAUUUACGUGAAUGGCGAAAAGUCUCAGCCCUCUGAAGUCUACUGCGAUAUGAUUGAAGAUGUGUGGUGGGAUGGAUUGGUGUUCCUGAGACGACAGGAUGGGUCAGAAGACUUUAACAGAAACUGGAGAACUUAUGUUGCUGGAUUUGGGAACACCGACAAUGAAUUUUUCAUGGGUCUGGAGAAUCUACACAAGAUAACCUCCCAGGGACAGUAUGAGCUGCGUGUUGACCUCAGAGACAAUGAAGAAACCGCAUAUGCUAUUUAUGACAAAUUCCUUGUUGGAGAUGCCAAGAGUCGUUAUAGACUUAAGGUUUCCGGCUACAGCGGAACAGCAGGCGAUUCAAUGACCUACCAUGAUGGACGUCCAUUUUCCACCUACGACAAGGAUAACGAUUCUGCCAUUACAAACUGCGCCCUGUCAUAUAAAGGGGCUUUCUGGUACAAGAAUUGUCACAGAGUAAACUUAAUGGGCAGAUAUGGUGACAACAGUCACAGUCAGGGUGUCAACUGGUUCCAUUGGAAGGGUCAUGAAUAUUCCAUUCAGUAUGCCGAAAUGAAAAUUAGACCCGUCAGUUUUCGGAAUCUGGAAGGGAGAAGAAAGAGAGCUUAAGGACUAUUUUAUGUCGUAAAAACAAGCGCAAGUGAAAAGUGGAGGGGACUGACUGAAAUUACCACUUACAGCAGCCAGACUUACCACUGAUCCUCAGAACCCAACCCUAAAACAUGUGUCUUAUGGAAAUACCACAGUGUCUUAAAAUGGGGCCUGCAGAGUUCCUGUUCUGCAAAUCUGUCCUACAUAAUUUAAUUUGUACAGUUGCCUGUGGCCUUGGACAGCGCCAAAGACUUUCUGAUGCAGCUAAGUGUAUCUAUUGGUCCUCCUGUUGUGAGACCAACAGGAAGAGCUGGUAUAAAAAGUGAUUGUGGGAGGUAUAUGGGAAAAAAGAUGAAGUGUACAGUGGUAGUUUUAGAAACCAUCAUAUAUUAAGUAAAGCUAUUGUUUAAUAUGUUUUGUCAUAAUUAAAGUAUGGUUUAUGUGUGGGAUAGGGGAGCCUUUUAUAUAAAAAUAUACAUUUAUAUAAUGUAUUGAAAAAUAAUAUUUGCAGAUGACAUGACUAGGAAUGCAGACCAUUUUUAAUAAUGCUAAAUAUGUUUUAGGUUACAGCUUAGAAUCAAUUUUACCCAUAAAUCAUUGCUUAAAAUCCCAGAGAGUAGUGUGUGUCAAUAGUCUUGUCUUUUGACUCCUGGAAUAGCCAUAGAAAGAGGGAUGAUGAGUCAGGUUGGUUUAGAGAACGGAUAGCUGAACGGAAGAGGAUAGAAAUGGAACAUUACAUAGAAAUUAUAGCAUAUAUAUCACUCUAAUUAAACAGAUACAGCUUUCAGAGAGGUAGCUAGUGAGUUAUUUGUAUCAAUAAAGUUUUUUUUAAAUGCUCUAUGGGGAAUUUCUUAAAGUCUUAAGAGCUUUAUCAAGUUUCAACAAGUUGACAAUUAUGAUUAAAAUUGUUCAACUCUUUCCACACACCCAAAAAAUAGCAAAAA